AUGGGCGAUGAGGCGGAAGACCGCCACCACAUCAAGGAGGAGGAAAUCAUGGAGAUCAGAUCCCUGCGCCGCAUCAUCAGUGCGUACCUCAAGUGAGUCGGAGACCUGCCCCACCUUUUCCUUGCUUCCAUCCCGAUUUCCCUUCCCUUCACUCCUUUGUUGUGGUUCCACCGCUGCUGCUGUGAGUCUUCGUUCUUGUUACUCCAGGAGGAUGGAGUCGUGGUUAUUUGGCAUAUGGAAUUGUUUCUCCUUGGUAAUUGGUCAUUAUUAUGGUUGAGGAGGGGAUGGCCGUCGGCGUGUUAGAAUUUUUCGAUACGGUAGUGUAUGUGGAAUGGAGAUGAAGCGAGUAUCAUAAUGGAGGCAAGUGUUUGUUUAUGAUCGUGGUUCCACUCAUUCGGCGUCUACAUAUGUUAACUUUAUGCAAACAAAACUAAUGUCUUGGUAGGAGGAAUUGUCGUCUUGAGCUGAUUGUAAGGAACUGUUAUGUAACUAGUACUUUAAUAUAUUGAAUCGAAAGCGUCACUCUGACCAGUGUACUUGUCAUGGUUUUUUUUUAUUGAGUAACAAAAUAGAUCGUAGUUGACUGAAGAUAAAACAGAUUUAGAGCAAAAAAAUUCGGUACGGGUGUUAAUGACACAUCGUGGAAGGCAUAGUGAAUGAGCAUCCGAAUAGGUGAUUUUCUUAUGUGAACGUUGCUGUAUCAUAGUGCUCUGAACGCAUUAUGGAUUCUUAUAAUAACGGUAUUGAGGAGAUAGAUGCACAUGAAUGACUAGAUUCUUACAAGUAGUUCCGAAAUCUACUUAUAUCUAUCCCAUGAAGAAUUAACGGAUGAGAGAAGCCAAAGGAUAAGGCCUACCAGCAUUCUAGUCCAUGCAGCUUGCUUGACCCUGGGAGAAAAAUUGAAUUUAAAGGUCAGAGAGCUCGAGUUACAUAGCUGAUGUUGUGGGCUGCUUGAUCAUGUUCCAAGCUAUCAGAGCGCAAGCACAUGGUACUGCUGUAGCUGAAGUUGGUGAAUUAGUAGCAAUGGGUUUGGCUUCUGGUUGUUGAGUAUACAAUACAAUCAACCCGUCCUUUGACCCAAAAUGGUUCAGUUUUACACAGAGAUGGCCAUCAGCUGUGGGUUUGGUUGGCCCAGUUCUUGCUCCAGGAAGUGAUACCAUCGUUCUUCAUCCAUCCGCUCAGAAUGUAAGAAGAUGGGUAUGGUCUUUCCUGACGCUCCUUUUCCAUAAGUAUGAAGGGAAAAGGAUGGAUUUUGGGUUGUCCAUUUUCUCUGUCCCAAGAUUGCAUUCCAUUAUCUUUACGCUGUUAUAUCUUGAUGUUUUCUUUAGGAUUAAAACUUGGAGAUCGUACGAGGGUUAUUUGUUUGGUAAUUUAUCAGUGAGUGGGCAAAUCAGCAUAUUGCUGAAUUGCUGGACUUUAGACUCUUUAUUUAGCACUACAGUAUCAUGCAAGCGUGCUUAUUCACGAAUGAGAAAACGCUAGUGUCGUUUUCAGUGAGCAAGUCUUCAGGGAAUAAAAUGGAGUGUUCAAUCAGUCUCACAUAAGAGGAAAAAUGAAUUGCACGGGUGAAAAUCAUCCUAAUAGAUUAUUUGUUCAUAAUUUCUUAGUGAGGAUUUACUAUCAGCUGGUCUUAUAUACUUGUCACCUGUUUGCUAUUUAUGAAUUAUAAUCCAGCUUCUAUGGAAAGGGAAUGGCACUCCAUUGUUGCUUUUGCAUAUCUAAAGUCAUAUUUUGUAUCGUGCCACAUUUUCUUGUGUUCUCAUUUUUACGUAGGAUUGACUUUUUAGAUGUUUUUUUAAUUGUGUAUGUCAUCCCCAAUGUCCGAAACUUCAUUUGAUUUGAUUUGAUUUGAUUUGGCAUUUUGUCAGUAAUUCAGACUGAGGAUAUUUUCCUGCCUGGUCACUGUAUUUUAUAUCAUACGUUGUAUUAUUUUUCAUUUUUCCUUUUAUCAUGUGCGUGAGAAUAUGUAAUCAUUAGAAUAGUUUUAAUAUAGGAAUUACCUUUUGCCCAUUGUACCAAAUUUUUGAUUUAUACGAUAAUUCAGUUGUGAAAUUUUAGUGGGAAUGUGUUGAUUCUCAAACAUUCCCUGUUUUUUUUUAAUAUUUUUCAGUUAUUCAGAUGCUGCUGAGGCGGAUGUUAAAAGAUACGAAAGUUCCUUUAAGAAGCUCUCAUGUUCACACAAGGUAUCUUGAUUCUUGGAUUUUUUUAUUUCUGUUUUACUUAUGUGCCACUUUCGUGCCUAUAAUGAUCAACUAGUUGGAAAAUAGGUCUAUGUGAAGGAAUAUAUGUUAGUAUGUUAGUUGCCACUUAUCAUUCAUGUUGUGGCUGUGGGUAUAAGAAUUCUGUAGGAAUUUAUUUUAUUAUUUUAGAUGAAGGAUAACAUCGUAUUGCAAUAGUAAUAUAUUUUUUGUACUUUUGCAGGCACUUCUUUCUCAUUUACCUUCAAAAUUUCAGAAACUUAGGCGGUAGGUAAUCCUUGUGUACAUUUGAGGGCAAACUGAGCUUGAGAUAUCAAGGAAGACUGGAAGAAUCUUCUUACAUUUUAGUGCUCUGGUGUUCGUUCUUUGCCUUUUUUUUUUUUCCUCUUCAAAUAGUAUUAUGCAUAAGCAUUAAUUCUUUGUGGCAAAUGAAUUGACUUCUAAUUUUGUGGUUGAUUGUGAUGAUUGCUUUGGAUUAGGUCUUGGACUUGAGAUAUCUUUAUAUAAAACACAGUUGUUAGAAGACUGACCCCCUCUCUAGGAAAGGAGAAGAGGACAUGUAAUCUUUCCAAUUUUGACAUGUUUCCUGUGGAGCUGGUAUACGUUCUUAGACAAGAGUAAAAAAAAAAAAUAUGUUGAACGACAUCUUUUGUUAUGAUGUCCUAUUGACACAGGUAUAGGAUGAUUUUUUUUUGUUAAAGUGGCAUCACUUUAGUUUGGUGGUCUUACCAUCUGACGACUGUGUGCCUAAGGGAAGCAUGGACUUCUAGACACGCCUCCACUCCACUUAAAUCAUUUUAUUCUGUAGAUCUACUUUUUAACUCACUAAUUUGUUAGACAUCACCAAUCUCCUUGAAAUAAUGAUGAGAAUUUAUGUCUUUCUUUCUCUCUUAGUUAUUCUAAUGACAAAGAGCGAUUUUUUGACCAUUUAAGAUGAGCAUAAUCAUUCCUCUGCGUUUGAGUGAGGAUUCCUGCUGCAGUACUUGUUUUCUGGGUUUUCUUUUCAUCAUAUAAUACUCUUUUUGCAGUUUCCGGUAGGUAUUUAGAGCAACAAAUCUUUAAAAAGUUUAUGUGCUAGGUGAUCUUGUUUCAAACAUUAACUCAUAAUGAUGGUUCCUGAGCAGUAUGAGUUCGCUUGGAAUUAUCUUUUAUUUAUCUAAGGUUUACUUCAGUUUAUGUACUUCUGAACCAAGCUGUUGUUUUUAGAGCAUCUUGGUCAAAAACGUUUUCUUUGAAGUGCAAGCGUCUUUUCAUUCACAACAGAUCCUUACAACCUUUUGUGAUGCAAGAUAAUGCUUUCAGGCUGAUUCUAGGCUCUACUAUGUGGGCGUAUUUUUAAACAUUGAGCAGCUGGAACACAUCUCUAGUCGCUAAAUGAAGGGAGAUUGGCACAGGGAAAGGGAUAUGUAAGGAGAUAGCUAGAUGAAAAGGAAAAAAAAAAGAGAGUGAGAGACAAUACUUUGGCAAACUGCUGGCAGCAUCCUCCUGAUGUUGGUAGGCGUUUGGUGAACAUAAGUUGCUUGUGAAGAUAGAUAGUCAAUGAAGGGGGGGGAAUAAGAUUUAAGGAUGGGGCCUAUGACUUUGUUGGAGGAUUGGAGUGCAAUAUAUGGGUAUGGAACUGAGCUGAUGAACGUUGGCAUUCAAUGAGAGAACGGAGAGCUUAGCAGGCGGGCUUACAAGGAGGAUUUAGUGAUCCAAAGGAUUUUGGAGGUGGAAAUAGUUGAGUGUAGUGAGAAGGUUUGGUGGCCUGGACUGCUUUGGUGGGUUAUGGGCUGUCUUUUGGGAGGCGUUAGAAGCUGUGCCAGUGCCUUGCAAGAGAAGAAUGCUGGGACGAGCCACCUAAGUACACAAGUUACUUGGGAAUGUCGAACUGAUAUAUGUGUCCUUUGUUUUAAACUCAAGGGAGGUAGUGACACACUCAUGCUGCAAAAACUGAUCGGACUUCUGGAGUAAGAAAUCAUGGAACUGAUGAGAAAUCAAACUCCUGACUUGAAAAAAAUGAUGAAAUUUCAUAAUUCUCACGGAGAAAACAUUGUACUAUAACUCCCUUAAUGAUUAUGACUCAUGUGAUCAUAUAGAAAGAUUUUAUGAGUAAAAUCGUGUGUAGUUUGGUACUAAGUUUGUUGUGCACUUUUUGACAUUCUCAAGUAUUUUACAAGUGCCAUAUAUGUGCUUUAGGCAUAGUGAACAUUGGGGAGGGAGCUCUUUCUCGGAAGAUGUUAUAUUUGCACGAGUGGGAUUAUGAAAAAUAAAUAGCUGGGUAGUUUUUUAAGAAACUUCAUCCUAGAUACCUUCGGCUUCUGUUUCCAUUACAUCUAUGAGCCAUAUGAUAGGAUCAUACGGUUCUUCCAUGACUCUGCUUCCUUCUCUUCCUUCUGCUUCUGUUUCCAUUACAUCUCUGUGCUAUAUGAUCGCAUGAUAUGGUACUUAGGUUCCCCUUUCUUCAUCUUCUCGUUGGUUGCUCCUUAGAAGUUGUACAAUUUAUUUUAUGCAGAGUUAUAUGCCAUGCAAUGUCACUUAUAACCAUUUGGUGACUUCUGUGGCAUCAUUUUGCAGGUGUAUAUCUAUCAAUGGCAAUUUCAUCAUCAAUAUGAUACAGGUGAUCAUCCUUCACUUAUCAGUUUCUGAGUUGGCACUACGUUUUCUUACUUGAUUUACCCUCUGUAACAUGGAAUGACGGUAAUUUGUUGAUUUAUUUUUUGCAGGCAUUUGAUCCACCCGUGGACAUGAGCCAGGAUAUCGAUUUUGAUGAGCCUGAAAAUAGAGAAAACGUAAAUAGAGAUGAUACCUUGGAAAUAACAUCUGACGUUGAGAAGAAUAUUCAAUCUGUCCAGUGGUCAACCAGGGAAUGCAACUCUGUCUCUGGAAAGGAGCAGUCAACUUUUGUGGAAAGCUACAGGAUGGCUGGUAGCUCUAAUAACAUAGAUGACCAUAGUGAGGUUGUUAACUGAGCUCAUUGGAACUUAUAAAAUAUUCCAUAGAGCAGGUCAUAGUAUUUGUUAUGAACAAUAUGGUAAAGGGUUAUAAAUGGGUUCUAUGAAUUCACUUUAAUUUCAAUAAGAUGUUUUUCUUUGAUAAUGGAUGAAAAAUUCUCUGGAACCUUUUAUGGAUAAGACCAUGUCUUCUCAGCAUCUAGUACAACAGUUGUCCGUUGGUUUCACUGUUCAGAUUGACAAUAUAGCUGGGCAUUGCAUUGAUGCAAUAGGAGAUGAAAAUUUAAGUUCUGGAAAAAUGUGCCUACUCGCGUUUGAUCUGAUGUCAUACAAGUAACCCGUUCAGAAUUCUCAUUGCAAGUUUUAGAUGCGGCAUGAAAAUUCAUGCUUCAGUGAGUUAAUCAUUGGAUGAAUCAUGUAGGGUAAUUUUGAUUGACCUAGAUUUUUGGGUUAUAUUCUUUUUGCCUUCGGAAAACUUCUUUUAUCUUUCUUGUGAUCUGUUCAUGUAACCUAGAUUUGAGGCUAUUAGUGGCAAAGUAGGUGCUUUUUGCUUCCUCUAGUGGAAUCGUCAUAUGAUUUUUGUGACAUAUCUGGUACUGUUUGUUCUCUGAGGUUGACAUUUACGAUCAUACGUACUAUGCCUUUCCUUGUGCCUUUGUAGCUUUGAAACUUUCGGUGGCCAAAGUCAACCACGGGUCACAGUUUGAUGUACGUCCUUAAGCUUGCCAUAUUUUUGACACUUUAUACUUUUUCUGUCUUCUAGGCGAUCCCUUCUCCAGAUAUGUGCAAUGAUUCUUCACUUUCGUUGAAUGUGCCUUUGGUUGAUGUUGAUAAGGUACAUCAUCUUAUUUAUGUUAUGCUUCUUUACACCAUAUGACUUGAUGCUAUUUAUUGUAUUGGUUUUUUAGCUUAAUGUGUUCAACAAGCCUCCGGGGUACAGUCUAAGUGUGUUAGAACAAAGUUUCUAAUUUCAUGGAAGAUCCGUUUUUCCUUUAAAUAUUGUCUAUGCUAUGUUUAUUUGAAUCUGUGCUGGAUGGAAAAGGUAAAGAGCAUGACACAGGAUUUGGAGCUCAAGGCUCUUGGGUGCAAAGAUGCCGUCUUUUAUGCAGUUUCUUGUUUUCUCCUUUCUUCCCUUGGUGAUCUGACACUAGAGAGAUUAAUGGAGACAUCAACAUAUAGGAAUUUGAGUAAGAAAUUUAUAUUUGAUACGGGACCAAUUCGGAAAAUCAAAUUAUCUCUUUGAAUUGAGGUGUAUCAAAUUAGGGUUUGUAAAAAAAGAGGCUUUAAGACUUUCAAAGUGGUAUCUUAAGUCUCUAUGUCUAAUUCCUGUAACUAAGGAAAGUUUGGAUCAUUUUAAUUAUCUUAAUUAGGGUUAUUCCUUUAAUGAAUCAGGGAAGACUUAUUUCGGAGGAAUGUAUCACCGAACUUUGGGAUUUAGUGGCUAUCCUAUGGAUACUCACUUCUAAAGUAAGGGAGUUAUAAAAUUUGAUCAAUCACCAUAAUAAUUUAGAAGUAAAGGUACCUUGUUACAAGACUUAAAAACUCUUGAUGAUUCUUUAAGUAGUUGGUUUGAUCCUUUUUAGGAGUUUCACGCUUUUGAGUAAAAGAUGAAUGAAGAAAAUAAAAAGAAGAAAAAAAUAAAGAAGAAGACUGUCCUAAAUUCGAAGAGGAUGAAAAGAAGGAAUUCAGUAGACAAUGGAGAAGAAAGGGAAGAAGGGGAAAUAGAUGAGAGGUAAGUUCCAAAUUAUUCCAAGCAUCGUCUUUAGAUGGUAUUCUAUCUAACAUUUAUAGAGGAGGGAAGGAGAUCCACGAAAUAGGAAAGAGAGGAGAAGAAAGUGGAGAAAUGAUUGAGGUGGUUAGAGGCAUUUCUUGAAGAGGUGGCUUCUCUUUGAGAGGGGCAUACCUCAACCCUCCCUUAUGGGCCCAUGAGAAGAUGGACCCUCUUCUAUUAGGCUUUCCUACAUGGGGUCUUCUUCUAUAGACUCCUCUUCCUCUUCUUCUUCAUGGGCCACAACAUGGGAUGGACCGUCUUGUUGAUCCCUAUGGAUCCAUGGGAUGUCAAUCUAAGGUUCCACUUGGGAUCUUGUAAUGGAGUUAGUAAUAAAGGUAACUUCGUAUGGAACAAGUCAACCGGAGGCUACCUCCAUUGCUAGAUCCCAAGUGGAACCUUGGGUUGACUUCUCAUGGAUCCAUAGGGAUCAGUAAGAGGGUCCAUCCCAUGUUGUGUGCCCAUGAAGAAGAAGAGGAAGAAGAGCCAAUGGAAGAAGACCCUAUGGAGGAAAGCCCAAUGGAAGAGGGCCCAUCUUCCUAUGGGCCCAUAAGGGAGGGUUGAGGUGUUCCCCUCUCCAAGAGACACAACCUUUUCAAUAGGUGCCUCUAACCACUUCAACCCUUUCUUCACUUUCUUCUCCUCUCUUUCCUAUUUCAUGGAUCUCCUUCCUUCUUCUAUAAUGUUAGAUAGAAUACUAUCUAAAGACAAUGCUUGGAAUAAUUUGGAACUUACCUCUCAUCUAUUUCCCCUUCUUCCUUUUCUUCUCCUAUGCUGGAAUCUUCUACCCCUUCUCCUUCUCUGCCGAAAUCCCCCUUCUCCUUCGUUCCCUCUAUCUUUCCCCUACUUCCUCUUUUUAUAUCCCUCUCUUCUCCCACCAUUCCACCUCCUUGCCGUCUGCCUCGCUGCCACCAUUCCACCUCCUCGUCAGCCGCCUCGUUGUCGUUGUUCUGCCUCCUUGCCAUUUGCCCUGUCGCUAGCCUGCCAUCGCCACCAUUCUACCUCGUCACCAUCCACCUUGUCGCCACCUUUCUGCCUCCUCGCUGCCACCAUUCUGCCUCCUUGCCAUCCACUUGUCGCCUUUGUUAUGCUUCCUCGCCAUCCACCCGUCGCCCCCCCCUUCCCCCUUUUACUCUCUCUCCAAUUGGUGCCCCUCAUUUCACUCCCUUUUCUCCCUCUCCCACUAACGCCCUUCAUUUUGUCCCCCUUUUCUCCCUCUCCCACUAACGCCCUUCAUUUCGCCCCCCUUUUCUCUCUCUCUCUCACUGAUGCCCCCUCAUUUCGCCCCCCCCCCCGCCCCCCCCCUUUUUCUCCCUCUCCCACCAUGGCCACAAGAACCUUUUUUUUUUUCCCUCUCCUAAGUUUCUUCACCUUCUCUUAUUCUCUUCUUCCCACCGGCACUCUACCAUCCCUUUUCUCUCAUCUUAUUCCUACUUCUCCUCUUUCUAUCCUAUUUCUUUCUUCUAUCUCGCCUCUGAUCUCAAUCUUCUUCUCUCCUUAUACCACUUCUUCCCCUUGUGAUCUCUUCCUUGAUCUUAUCUCCUUUCCUUUUCUUCUCCAUCGUCCACUGAAUUUCUUCUUUUCCUCCUUUUCAGAUUUAGGAGAGUCCUCUCCUUUAUUAUUUUCUUUCUUUCUUCCUCUCUAUUUAUCUUCUUCUCAAAAACAUGGAAUUCUUGAGGAUCAAACGAACUUCUUCAAGAAUCAUUAAGAGUUUUUAAGUCUUCUAACAAGAUAUUUUUACUUCUAAAUUAUUGUGGUGAUUGAUCAAAUUUUAUAACUCACUUGCGUUAUAAGUGAGUACUCAUAAGAUAGCCACUAAAUCCCAAAGUUCGGUGAUUCAUUCCCCCAAAAGAAGUCUUAUCUGAUUCAUUGAAGGAAUAUCCCUAAUUAAAGUAAUUAAAAUGAUCUCAACUUUUCUUAAUUGCAGGAAUAAGGCAUAGAGACUUAAGAUCUCACAUUGAAAGUCUUAAAGCCCCUUUUUUUACAGACCCUAAUUUGAUGUACCCAAUUCAAAAGGAUAAUCUGAUUUCCCCAAUUAGUCCUGCAUCAAAUUCAUAGGUCAGCUUUUGAAUGAAAGAGGUUAGACUAAUAUUUCCUUGUUUGUGGACAAUUUUAUAAACUACUAUAUACAGCAAUUUCACAUUCUUACCUUAUUCAUUCUAAUAGAAAAUAGUGGUUUAAUAUUUUUCAAAAAUAUAUUUAAGAAUUUACAAGCACCUAUCUGUAUCUUACAUGUCUUUUUUUCUUUUGAGCACUAGGUUCGAUGUAUCAUCCGAUAUGUAGUGAGAGAUUGGGCUAUUGAGGUAUUUGCUAAUUUUGAUAAAGUGUACAGGGCAGUUGAUCCAAUAAAAUUCUCUCCCUUUAUCUUAUUCAUUGGAUUAUUUCCAUAUUUCUCUCUGCCGAAUUUCCAAUAGGGUAAAAACGAGCGUGACGAAUGCUACAAGCCAAUUCUUGAGGAGUUGCAGCGCUUAUUCCCUGUUCGAAGCACAGAUAGGUAACACCUUUUUUCCUAGUGUCACUCAUAUGUAGUGAAUAACUCUGUCAUUAGAAAUCAGUGUGCCUUGUUCCAGAUAGGUUCCAGAUAGGGGGAUUAAUGGGUUAAAUACAUAAAAGAGGAUGUUGAUUUUUUAUUAUUCUUUAUAAAUAUUUAACAGAUUGCUUUAAAUACCUUAAAAUAUACACUGAUGUUUAGGUACAUUUAUAAGUCUUUACAUGUAGUAGAUACACUUUUGCAUUAGUUAAUGAUAUAUCCUGCUUAGACAAUGGUAAGGAUUUAAAUGUUGCAUUGCUACUGGAUUGUCUAUUCCCUGACUUUGCUUUUACAUAUCAUUAUUGUUUGAUAAGAAGAGUAAUUUUCAUGCUUUCGUCUCAUCAGAAGUGGAGAGAAUCUAUUGGUUCUGUAUGAUUCCUUCGUUUACCUCUUCAGCCCUUGUUAUUUUUCCUUUGUGAAGCUUGUGAUUUCGAGGGUCAUUGCACACUUGCUGUUUACAGUUUUCAUUGAGAUGAGCCUGCUUAGGAAGAAACUGUCGAAGACUGACCCAAUUGAAAAAGAGAACCCUGGGACAAUGAAGUUGAUCUCAAAACUCUGUUUGAUUGGUUGCUGAGGGAAUUCACCAUUAACCUUGGCGUUUGUGAAACAUCUUUUGAUAUUUCUCUCUGAUCUUGUUCAUUUCCGGUGAGAUAGUUAAGAUAUAGACAGAAAUUACCUCAUGCAUUAUUGUAAACUUCAUCUCAUCCAUGGGGAGCAACCAGUUAACUGUUUUCCUUAGCAUUUUUGAGGAUUUUAAUGGCCUGUUGACCCAUCUCACUCGUCACAAGUUGAUUGUCAUGAUGCUUAUUCCUUGGUGAAUUGAUGCAAAUAUUUUGUGGAACUGAAAAUAAUACUCUUAUGAUUGUCAUGGGUAUCCCCUUUUUAUUCACAGGCCUCCUCGUUGUCUUGUUCCCGGUGCUGGACUUUGCAGGCUUGCACUGGAGAUUUCUUGUCUUGGUAAAAACAAUAUUCAGUAACUCUAAACCACUUCUAACUCCUUUCCCCCUCUCCACUUCUGCCAUGUCAUUUGACUCUCCAUUGUGCUUUACAGGAUUUCUCUGCCAAGGAAAUGAAUUUUCAUAUUAUAUGAUAAUCUGCUCGAGUUUCAUUCUCAAUCAGUAAGAAAGCUGAAAUUUUCUGUCUAUAUUUCAUUCUCCAUUGUCUAUAUUUCCUUGAUUCCUUGUACCUCGUAUCUUAUUUUGUAGCACUCAAGCUGCCGGAGAGUGGACAAUCUAUCCUUGGAUUCAUAACAAUUCUAACUUUCUCUCUGACGAUGACCAGCUUCAGCCAGUCAUGUUUCCAGAUAUUCGUCCAGCAAGGUGAUAAUAAUCAUCAUUACUUUAUCCAGCUUCAUUUAUCUGAUUUGAUAUAUUCGGCAAUAAUUUGAUAAAUAGAUGAAGUGUCUUGUAAUCUGAUUUGUUGACAAAUUUGUGACGGUCAAAAUUUGAGGCACUGAGCACAUUUCUUGUCUGACGAUCUUGGAGUGAAAAAGCCCACUAACUAUGCUCUUCUCGGAGCAUGUAGAGAUCCCCACACGGCCCAAGUUCAUUCUAUACGGACCCAGUUUCUCCCUGGAGGGCCUUCACGAUGCUCUUGGAGUUUGAUUUUCUGAGAUCAAGUUUAGCCUACUAUUUAUAGGCGCACAACAUGAGGCAUUCGAAGGGGUGCUCUUACAUCCAGCCUAGAGGUCCCAUCACCUCCCAUAAUUAAUGGGCUAAAAGUAGUGAGAGUAGUUGGGGUAUCUUAUAGUAUUCAAUAGCCUCUAAAUACCUCUAGAAACCACCAAAAUAGUCAAAGAUAACUUGGACUUGAUGACCUACGAAAGUCAGCAAUCACCAAAUCCAGCCAUUAAUAACAUGUAGAAGACAGAAGAGGGAGACUUUCAUAGACUCGGAGAAACAGGAUAAGAGAGAACAGUCUGAACCUGGAGAGGCAGGAGAUCCUCUCAAAUCCCAUCCCCACCCCCCACUUCUCUCGUCCCUCUCUCCAGUUCGAUAGAACCAUGAUUCUGGCCUUGUAUCAACACUACACUGCUUCGUUCUGCUGGCAGGAGAUUCUCUCAAAUCCCAUCCCCACCCCCACUUCUCUCGUCCCUCUCUCCAGUUCGAUACAACCAUGAUUCUGGCCAUCUAUCAACACUACACUGCUUCGUUCUGAUCCGAUCCUUCCAAAGAGGGUCGUAUAUUUGAGCUCUUUUAUUGUUGUAAAUAUUCGAACCUUCUUACUCAUUCAUCGUGGCUGAUUGGAUCCUACAAACAGUGCAGGCAUUACUGAAGGCUUUUCAAUGUGUGGUGGUGAUUUUGUUGAAGUAUACAGUGAUGUCAGCCAAGAAGGUACAUAAGAUGACUAACGAUUGGUAUGCAAAAUGGUUGCAAUUUGCGUUAAUUAUUAUCAUUAAAUCAUAAUACUACUUACUACUCAUUUCUGUAGAAGUGGGGAUUACUACUUUUAACUGCUGCUAUAAAAAGGCACUAAAAGUGUGAAUUUUUGCGUCCUAUAAAUAAAGCAUGUGAAUGCCUGAUAUAAUUAAAGCAAAUAUUAAAAGGAUUAGGGCUUUCAAGGAGAUAUUGAAUGUUGUCCAGACCAGUAUGGCACUGUGACUCUUGGGAGCCCAGAUUGCAUCAGAUAGGUACUUCGCUGAGGAUCAGAGGAAACCCAUGGACAGAACUUAGAAUGAUAAACAGUGUGAAGCUCUCGAUUUUUAUUUUUUUUAAUUAUUAUUGGGGGAGCUUUUCUCAUAGUAGAAGUAAUUAAAUUCGUAUUAGAAGCAUUUUCUGUUGGGUCAUAGCAUGGUACCGACCUUUGUGAUUAUCAGUAGACCGGCUUAGACAUCAGACACGGCAUAAAUGCUCCAUCAAAGCUACAAAACUAUGAUCUUCAAAUAAAUAACCAUGUUUUGUAAUUAUCGGAUUAAGGAAAGAUCCAUAGUUUUCUUUUCAACAUCACCAUGUCCCCUCUUCACUCGAUUUUCUCAUUUCCAGAUUGUUUGGACGAUCUUUCAGGGAUCGAGAUGCUUUUUCUAUGGAUAACAUGAUCUUCUGAUCUCCCCGCAGGAACCUGGGAUGCCGUGGUGACUUGCUUCUUCAUCGACACAGGGCAUAAUGUUGUGGAGUACAUCGAAAUCAUAUCAAAAAUUCUGAAGCCUGGAGGGGUAGGUUUCGACCGUGGCUUCCUCUUUCUCCCUCACUCCUUGUCUCUCUCCCUCUCUCUUUCUAUCUCUCUCCCUCCCUCCAUCUCUCUCUCUCUCUCUCUCCUUCUCUCUCUUUCUCUUUGCUGAACUAGUAUGGAUCAAGAUUGUUUGAACUAGUAUGAAACCGCACGUUCCUCUCUGCUCAUUAUGAAUGAUCAGUUCUCCUGUUUCUCGUGGUCGGCAGAUCUGGAUCAACUUUGGGCCCCUUCUCUAUGAUUUUGCAGAUCCGAAUGGGCCCGAUGUAAGCGUUCCGAAAUCCCCCACCCCCACCCCCCUCCCCCUCCCCCUCCCCCUUUCCUUUCUCUUUUUUUUUCUUCAUUUGGUCUAUUAAAUGAGAUCCAUUUUCCCUCCUUCCCAUCCGCAGGAGAUGCCCGUUGAACUCAGCUUGGAUGACGUGAAGAGGAUUUCAUUCCAUUAUGGGUUUGACUUAGAGGUACGUGCAGCAGGAGAAUUUUCUUUUCUUUUUCUGGUAAUUUUCGGAAGCAACCCAAAGUGCUUAUUUUUUGGCUCUUCUGAUAAGAUGGAGCGAACAGUGGAGACCACUUACUCCAUAAAUCGUCGGUCCAUGAUGCAAGUAAGCUCAAUUCUCCUCCAAUUAAACCCUGUAGUUCUUGAAAAUUCCGACUUUGCCCUUUCCUCUCUACGUUUUGUCCUCUGCGAGCAUGCAGGAAUGUUUCUGAUCUCACUAAACAAGGUUCUAUCUUCUCUAUAUUUCUAUACAUUCCAAGAAUAAUUUUAGAAAGAAAAAAAUGCAUUCAUUUUAUAUAUGAAAUCAAUUUUCCUGUUGAGGAAAGACUAUUAAUACCUACACGUGCAUAGACUCAUACGGUUUCAUCCAUAAAUAGGGUGAGAUAUGUUUGAGAACUCAUGUGGAAAUGCACCCAAUAUUUCCGCAUCUGUAUAUAGCUUCUGAUUUCUUCCAUUCUCCACCCAUGUGGGAGGUGGGUCCUGUGUUUGACCUUUGACCGGCAUGGCCUGUUAAACCUGCAGAAUAAAUACUUCGCAGCCUUCUGGACGAUGAGGAAGCGACCCCUCAAGGUAUGA
Spirodela intermedia is the source of this 13663-nucleotide messenger RNA. Lineage: Eukaryota; Viridiplantae; Streptophyta; Magnoliopsida; Alismatales; Araceae. The record is from the annotation of a GenBank genome assembly.